Cantharellus anzutake is the source of this 237-nucleotide messenger RNA. RefSeq lists its product as uncharacterized. The annotation marks the transcript as partial. NCBI's taxonomy places the organism in Eukaryota, Fungi, Basidiomycota, Agaricomycetes, Cantharellales, Hydnaceae. The transcript is spliced from 2 exons. The record is from RefSeq and is a predicted model, not a curated record.
ACUAGGUAUUCUGUCCUCCCUGCAAUGUCACUGGAUGGUAUUCUGCACUGUGACAUCCAGGUCGGCACAUACAUGGCCAAGUCUUUUGACCACUUUAUUGAGGCUCUUCUGGCCACUCAGGCUGGAAACAGGUGUACUCUGACAGCCACAAUGAACCCCUUCCCACAGCGAAACUCGGUUCUUGUGAUGGAUAAUGUGGCAAUUCACAAAUCUGAUCAGCUUGCACAAAUGUGUGAG